This is a messenger RNA of Vigna umbellata (rice bean), 2110 nucleotides long. The record is from RefSeq and is a predicted model, not a curated record. Lineage: Eukaryota; Viridiplantae; Streptophyta; Magnoliopsida; Fabales; Fabaceae.
AAGCUUUUUAACCUUUAAAAGGAAUUUUUCUUUUUCAUAUAUGUUAUUGGCUUUGACUGAUUCAUGUGGCUGACCCUCCUAGUCUGAUUGUUAUUGUGCUUGUCUACCUCCUAACUUGGUUAUAUUGUGUAUUGGAUGACUAUAAGCUGUAGGCCUUCUACCUUUGACUAUUGUUUCUUGGUUCUUUUGAAGAUUAAUUUGAUGUUUUAUAUUGUUGAAAUUUGCUCACAAAGGUUUGGACCAUUUCAUCCCAGGGCCUGUUGGAACUGAGAGUAACCUCCUUGUUGCUGCUGACAAUGGGAUUUUGUUUCCUAAAUCAAUGAUGGAAUUUUGGGAUUCUCCAAGGCAAGACCUAAUAGUGGACAGGCUUUCAGAGUGUGAGAAGCAAAAGCUGCUUAACCUUGUAAAGAUACAAAAUGAUGGGACUGUUGACGUUGAUCUGGAAAAAGAUGCACCUCUUGUAUCCGAAUUGUUGAAGUUUCAAUCUUUUGAAGAGUCAACAACGAGUGCAAGUGUUGUUUCUGAAACAAAAAUAUCAGCUCCAUGGUUACAAAUUGUCAUGCUUGUGGUUGGGACUAGAGGCGAUGUACAACCUUUCCUGGCCAUCGCAAAAAAACUCCAGGACUAUGGUCAUCGUGUUAGGCUGGCAACACAUGCUGAUUUUGACACAUUUGUAAAGAGUGCUGGUGUUGAUUUCUAUCCGUUGGGUGGUGAUCCUCGUGCUUUGGCAAGAUAUAUGGUGAGGAAUAAAGGUAUAAUCCCAUCUGGUCCAACUGAAAUAUCUAUCCAAAGAAAGCAGCUAAAGGCUAUUAUUGAUUCUCUUCUUCCAGCAUGCAUAGAACCUGAUUUGGAAACUGGUAUUCCUUUUAGAGCUCAGGCUAUUAUAGCCAAUCCUACAGCAUGUGGACAUACACACCUUGCUGAAGCCCUCGGGGUGCCCCUUCACAUCUUCUUCACAAUGCCUUGGACGCCAACAUAUGAGUUUUCACACCCUUUGGCUCGUGUUCCUCAAAGUGCUGGUUAUUGGCUGUCAUAUAUAAUUGUGGAUGUACUGAUAUGGUGGGGAAUACGAGGACUCAUCAAUGACUUCAGGAAAAGAAAAUUGAAGCUUGCUCCUAUUGCAUACUUCAGUAUAUACAAUGGAUCAAUUAAUCAUUUACCUACUGGCUAUAUGUGGAGUCCUCAUGUGGUUCCAAAACCAACUGACUGGGGCCCCUUAGUUGAUGUCGUUGGUUAUUGUUUCUUGAACCUUGGCUCAAAGUAUCAACCACAAGAAGAUUUUGUCCGAUGGAUUCAAAAAGGACCAAAACCUUUAUAUUUUGGGUUUGGGAGCAUGCCUCUUGAUGAUCCUAAAAGAACUACUGAUGUCAUAGUGGAGGCACUGAAGGAUACAGGACAACGAGGAAUUAUUGACCGGGGCUGGGGGAAUCUAGGCAAUUUGGCAGAAGUUCCAGAAAAUGUUUUCGUGCUAGAGGAAUGCCCUCAUGACUGGUUGUUUCCCCAAUGUUCUGCUUUGGUGCAUCAUGGUGGUGCUGGAACAACGGCUACAGGACUGAAGGCCGGGUGUCCAACAACCAUUGUUCCAUUCUUUGGAGAUCAGUUCUUUUGGGGAGACAGAAUAUAUCAGAGAGGGCUGGGACCUGUUCCAAUUCCUAUAUCUCAGCUUAGUCUUGAAAAUUUAACAAAUGCCAUAAAAUUCAUGCUCCAGCCAGAGGUAAAAGCACAAGCAAUGGCAAUCGCAAAGUUGAUAGAGAAUGAAGACGGUGUUACAGCUGCAGUUGAUGCGUUUCACCGCCAUCUACCACCAGAGCUACCACUACCAUCUCCAUCUCCUGUGGUGGAGGACCAUGCAAAUCCAUUGCAGUGGUUUUUUGUCCAACUAGCAAAGUUGUGCACUUUACCUUGUGGGAGUGUAUAGUUUUUUUGCUUUUUUGACUUUGAGUAUUCUUUUUUAUCUUCUAUUCAUUACAUAAUUAUAUUUUAUAGGAGUUUUCCCUUUUUUUAGUAAUGGAAGCAGUGUUUAGCUUAGUAUAUUAUUCCAUUCAUUUCUGUCAAAAUCUCUUCUUGUGAGGUUUGACUAAUAGUAGUAAUCUUGAAGUUGAGCAUCUCA